GAAUUUGGACUUUCUCUUCCUUGCAAUUGAUUUGUUCUUCAGCAAAGUUCCUAUUAAUUCAAGAUGGCAACGCACAAUAUCGUGGUUCUGGGCGGAGAUCACUGUGGCCCUGAGGUGGUCAAUGAGGCAGUCAAGGUCAUCAAGGUUGUUGAGUCCUUAAGCCCAUCAGCAGGAAAGUUCAACCUGCAGGAGCACCUCUUUGGCGGUGCCUCCAUCGAUGCUCAUGGCACCCCUCUUACCGAUGAGACCCUCGCCGCUGCCAAGUCGGCCGACGCCGUCCUCCUCGGAUCCAUCGGCGGGCCAGAAUGGGGCCCCUCGUCACCUUUGCGGCCCGAGGCGGGCAUCCUCAAGCUGCGCAAGGAGCUCGAGACAUACGGCAACCUGCGCCCCUGCAGCUUCGCCUCCGAGUCCCUAGUCGACAGCUCGCCACUCAAGGCAGAAGUAUGCCGCGGCACCGACUUUGUCGUCGUUCGCGAGCUGACGGGCGGCAUCUACUUUGGCGACCGCCAGGAGGAUGAUGGCAUCAAGGGCUUUGCCAUGGACACAGAGCCCUACAGCCGGGCCGAGAUUGAGCGUAUCGCCCGCCUGUCAGCCUUCCUUGCCCUGGCCCAGGACCCCCCAGCCAAGGUCUGGAGUCUCGACAAGGCCAACGUCCUGGCCACCAGCCGCCUGUGGAGGAAGACGGUCACCGACCUGUUCGCCCGCGAGUUCCCCCAGCUGCAGCUCGAGCACCAGCUCAUCGACUCGGCCGCCAUGCUCAUGGUCAAGAGCCCCCGCACCCUCAACGGCAUCGUCAUGACGAGCAACCUGUUUGGCGAUAUCAUUAGCGACGAGGCCAGCGUCAUCCCUGGCAGCAUCGGCCUGCUGCCCAGUGCCAGCCUGGGUGGUCUGCCCGACGGCAAGAGCAAGUGCAACGGCAUCUACGAGCCCAUCCACGGCUCGGCACCUGACAUCUCCGGCAAGGGCAUCGUCAACCCCAUUGGCACCAUCCUGUCCGUGGCCAUGAUGUUUAGGUAUUCCCUCGGUCUGCCCAACGAGGCAAAGGCCGUCGAGCUGGCUGUCAAGAACGCCAUCGACAACGGCACCCGCACGAAGGAUCUUGCGGGCAGCGCCACCACCAAGGAUAUGGGUGACGCGGUGGUUGCGGAGCUGGAGAAGAUCCUCAAGAAGUGA
This is a messenger RNA of Cryphonectria parasitica EP155, 1173 nucleotides long. RefSeq names its product beta-isopropylmalate dehydrogenase. Gene Ontology annotation, biological process: L-leucine biosynthetic process. The record is from RefSeq and is a predicted model, not a curated record. Lineage: Eukaryota; Fungi; Ascomycota; Sordariomycetes; Diaporthales; Cryphonectriaceae. Gene Ontology annotation, cellular component: cytosol. The coding region runs from base 64 to 1173 and encodes 369 amino acids. Gene Ontology annotation, molecular function: magnesium ion binding; NAD binding; 3-isopropylmalate dehydrogenase activity. The transcript is spliced from 5 exons.